CACGCUCUCUCUCUCUCAGGUCUGAGCUCAUCCAGCAGUGUCCCCUCCCCCAGUGACCCGCCCUCUCCCUCCCCAAGCUCCGCCUACUCCAGUGGCUCUGUUCCUGACCCCAUGGACUCCGCCUCUUCCCCCUCCUCCCCAUUCUCAGCCCCGCCCCCAGCCGGUUCCACCGACUCGCUCUUCCUGAUGGACUGUGAGGCCUCGAGCCCCUCCCUGCCUCUUCACUCGGAGCUCGCCGACGAGCUGCUCAGCUACAGCGAGAACGCCGAGAACGAGGACUACCUGUCUGACGAGGUCCUACAGGUUGACAUGGCAACGCUGGCCGAGCAGAUCAUCGAGGCCACUCCUGAGCGAAUCAAACAGGAGGAGUUUAACCGGGAGGCGGAGUCACCGCUGCGAGAGAGGCGGGACAAUCCUGCCAUUCACGACACCAUGCCGUGGCUCGCCACAUACCUCGACACCAUCGACAG
This is a messenger RNA of Sinocyclocheilus grahami, 470 nucleotides long. RefSeq names its product calmodulin-binding transcription activator 2-like. The transcript has 2 exons. The record is from RefSeq and is a predicted model, not a curated record. The annotation marks the transcript as partial. NCBI's taxonomy places the organism in Eukaryota, Metazoa, Chordata, Actinopteri, Cypriniformes, Cyprinidae.